Molecule: messenger RNA, 570 nt
Organism: Camelina sativa (false flax)
Lineage: Eukaryota; Viridiplantae; Streptophyta; Magnoliopsida; Brassicales; Brassicaceae
Source: RefSeq, a predicted model, not a curated record
AUGUGGGCACCUCCUGGUGGUUAUGGGAUUGACCCGUAUCAUGUUAUUCUCAAGAAAGACUAUGAUCAGACUCAAGGCCGUGUGACCCCUUACAUGAUCUACUUGGAUCAUGACAACGGCGAUGUCGUCUUGGCCAUUAGAGGGCUUAAUUUGGCCAAGGAGUGUGAUUAUGCUGUUCUGCUUGAUAACAAACUUGGACAGACCAAGUUUGAAGGAGGUUAUGUGCACAACGGUUUGUUAAAGGCAGCCAUGUGGGUUUUUGAAGAGGAGCAUGUGGUUUUAAGGGAGUUACUCGAGGCAAACCCGAGCUAUUCGUUGACGUUUGUUGGGCAUUCGCUAGGUGCAGGGGUUGUGUCUUUGCUUGUCUUAUUCGUGAUUCAGAACCGGGCUAGGUUGGGGAACAUAGAGAGGAAGAGGAUUAGAUGUUUUGCUAUUGCUCCUCCAAGAUGUAUGUCUCUCCAUCUAGCUGUGACAUAUGCAGAUGUCAUAAACUCUAUUGUUCUACAGGAUGAUUUCUUACCUCGGACUACCACAGCUCUAGAGAAUGUCUUCAAGUCAAUUAUUUGGUAA